This is a messenger RNA of Cyanistes caeruleus (blue tit), 2127 nucleotides long. The record is from RefSeq and is a predicted model, not a curated record. Lineage: Eukaryota; Metazoa; Chordata; Aves; Passeriformes; Paridae.
AUGGCUGUAUUUAUUAGUACCUUGUUUUUCACCAGCAGUCAUAUGUCUGGAAGCUGUAGUAAACUUUACCUGACAGCUUUACUUCAAGUAACAAUUUCACUUAGCAAAGUCGAACUCAGUGUGGGUGAAUCCAAGUUCUUCACAUGCACAGCCAUUGGUGAGCCUGAGAACAUAGAGUGGUACAACCCACAAGGAGAGAAGAUCAUUUCCAGUCAGAGGGUGGUUGUUCAGAAGGAAGGUGUCCGGUCACGUCUCACCAUUUAUAAUGCAAACAUAGAAGAUGCUGGAAUAUACCGGUGCCAAGCAACAGACGCUAAAGGACAAACUCAAGAAGCUACUGUAGUUCUGGAGAUUUAUCAAAAGCUCACUUUUCGGGACAUAGUAUCUCCACAAGAGUUCAGGCAGGGAGAAGAUGCAGAAGUUGUUUGCCGUGUUACAAGUUCACCUGCUCCCGUUGUCAGCUGGUUGUAUCGGAAUGAGGAAGUCACAACUAUUGCUGACAAUCGAUUUGCAGUAUUAGCAAACAAUAAUCUCCAAAUUCUUAACAUCAAUAAAAGUGAUGAAGGAGUAUAUAGAUGUGAAGGAAGAGUGGAAGCAAGAGGAGAAAUUGACUUUCGGGACAUAAUUGUUAUUGUGAAUGUUCCCCCUGCAAUCAUUCUGCUACAGAAAUCCUUCAAUGCCACUGCAGAUCGAGGAGAGGCAGUAACUUUGUUCUGCAGAGCCACUGGAUCGCCUCCACCUGAGAUCAGUUGGUACAGGAAUGGUAAACUUAUUGAGGAAAAUGAAAAAUAUGUCCUGAGAGGAAGCAAUACACAACUAACAAUAAGAGAUAUAAAAAAUAUUGAUGCAGGUCCUUAUAUCUGUAAUGCUAAAAACAAAGCAGGAAAUGACAAAAAACAGACAUUCCUUCAAGUUUUUGUGCAGCCUCAAAUAAUACAACUCAAAAAUGAAACCACAUUUGAGAAUGGGAAAGCAACGCUCAUCUGUGAAGCAGAAGGAGAACCUGUCCCAGAGAUUACUUGGAAAAGGGCCAUUGAUGGAAUGACUUUCUCUGAAGGUCACAAGAGCCCAGAUGGCCGUAUAGAAGUCAAAGGGCAGCAUGGAAAAUCGUCACUGCAUAUUAAAGAUGUGAAGUUGUCAGAUUCAGGGAGAUAUGACUGUGAAGCGGCAAGUAGAAUUGGUGGGCACCAAAAGAGCAUGUACCUUGAUAUUGAAUUUGCUCCAACAUUCGUGUCAAAUCAAACCAUGUAUUACUCUUGGGAAGGCAAUCCCAUCAAUAUAAGCUGUGAAGUGCUAGCAAAUCCGUCUGCCUCAGUUCAGUGGAAAAGAGGAAAAUUAGUUUUACCUGUAAAAAAUACAACUCAUUUGAAGACCUACAGUACAGGAAGAAAGCUGAUUCUAGAGAUUGCUCCCACAUCUGACAGUGAUUUUGGACGGUAUAAUUGUACAGCCACAAACAGAAUAGGAACAAGACAUCAGGAGUAUACACUUGGUCAAGCUGAUGUGCCAUCAAAUCCAUACGGAGUACGAGUUUUUGAGCUGUCACAAACCACUGCCAAGGUUUCGUUCAGUAAGCCAGAUUCACAUGGAGGUGUUCCCAUUCACCACUACCAAGUGGAUGUAAAAGAGGUGGCCUCAGAAACCUGGAAAAUAGUUCGCUCCCAUGGAGUUCAAACUAUGGUUUUUCUGAGCAAUUUGGAACCAAAUACAACAUAUGAAAUCAAAGUGGCUGCUGUAAAUGGGAAAGGACAAGGAGAGUACAGCAAAACUGAGAUCUUUCAGACCUUACCUGUCCGGGAGCCAAGCCCCCCUUCAAUUCAUGGACAACCAGAGAGUGGCAAGAGUUUUAAACUUAGCAUAACUAAACAAGAUGAUGGAGGUGCCCCCAUACUGGAAUAUAUUGUCAAAUACAGAAGUAAAGAUAAGGAAGACCAGUGGCUAGAGAAAAAAGUUCAGGGUAGUAGAGACCACAUCAUCUUAGAGCAUCUUCAGUGGACGAUGGGUUACGAAGUACAAAUUACAGCUGCCAACAGACUGGGUUAUUCUGAACCAACAUUGUAUGAAUUCAGCAUGCCACCAAAGCCCAACAUUAUUGCUGGUAAGUUAAUUUAAUUAUGUUUUCUCUCU